Rubroshorea leprosula is the source of this 525-nucleotide messenger RNA. The record is from the annotation of a GenBank genome assembly. NCBI's taxonomy places the organism in Eukaryota, Viridiplantae, Streptophyta, Magnoliopsida, Malvales, Dipterocarpaceae.
GGAGCACUAUCCAAAUCUAAAGUCUGCUGAUGCGACCGGGGGCUUUUCAGCUCGUCAAUGGAUUUCUGUACAUCCCGCAGUUGCCUUUCAAGGUCUGCGUUCUUUCUCAUCAAUUCUUCACUGUAUUUGGACGAGCUGGGCUCGAUAUUCAGCUUCCCACUUCCUCUCGGCCUGGUCGGUACCACUAUAUUGCUUAGGGCGGGUGAGUUUCUAGUCGCCAUAACCGCAGCUGGUUGUGCAUCCCUGUUCAGCAAAGGAAUCAGGGGGUCAUCAGGGAUUAAACGGGCAAGGAUUCUUCCUAUUGCCAUUUCGAGAACUCUGGUUCUCUCUUCGAGCUCGGUUGUCCGAGCAGGUUCUGUUGACCUUUCAGGUCGUUCACGCUGUGCAUUGUUCGGUCUGGCAGAUCUUUGUCUCGUUCCUGUUGGAGCUUGGAACUGUUCAGGCUGGGUUGCAUACCCAGUUGGUGUUCUCUCAUCAUCCGUCUCACUUAAGUGAUCCUGUUCGGCUCCUCCUACAAAAAGAUUU